UGACAGUUACACUUAUUUAUGUUCAGUUGUGCGCCGUUGAAUAUGUGCACGUGUUUCUGAAGUUCGAAUUUGUGUAGAACAUUUAUCAGUUACAUUUAAAGUUUAGGUAUAUAAAACAUGUCUAAUGAACAAGAAGACUGUAUGGAAGGGAGCUCGUCUGGAAGCGAAGAUGAAGAAAUGGAGGAGGGUGAAGAAGGAAGUAAUGAUGAGGAUUCUCGUCCAAAAACUUAUUUGCCGGAUCAGCCUUUGAAGGAAGAUGAGCAUUUGAUAUGUGAUCAAUCGGCUUACGUUAUGUUACAUCAAGCACAAACUGGCGCUCCGUGUCUCAGUUUCGAUAUUGUCACUGAUAACCUCGGCAACGAUCGACAUGAAUUCCCAAUGACCACAUAUUUAGUAGCCGGCACUCAAGCCUCAAGUGCUCAUUUAAAUAAUAUUUUAGUUGUAAAAAUGUCCAAUCUACAUCCUACUUCCAAACUAGAAAAUGAAAAUAACUCAGAGGAAGAUGAUGACGAUGAUGAAGAUGAGGAAGAAGAUGAAGAAAAUAAACCUCAGAUGACAUUCUCAUUUAUCAAACAUCAAGGAUGUGUCAACAGAAUAAGGGCAACCAAUUUUAAAAAUUCUGUUCUGGCAGCAAGCUGGUCUGAACUUGGCAGGGUGGAUGUAUGGAACAUAACUCAACAACUUCAAGCUGUUGAUGAACCAACUUUACUUGAAAGAUAUAAUCUUGAUACUGUUAACAAUCCUGUAAAACCAUUAUAUUCAUUCAAUGGACACCAGCAAGAAGGAUUCGGUAUUGACUGGUGUCCUACCGAGCAAGGUGUACUUGCGACUGGUGAUUGUAGAAGAGAUAUUCACAUAUGGAAACCAAAUGAAGGAGGCACUUGGACAGUUGACCAACGUCCAUUAAUUGGUCACACUAGUUCUGUCGAAGACAUACAAUGGUCACCUAAUGAAAGAAAUGUUUUAGCAUCAUGUUCAGUAGACAGGACUAUAAGAAUAUGGGAUACUAGAGCACCGCCGCAUAAAGCAUGUAUGUUGACAGCCGAAAACGCUCAUGAAAAUGAUAUCAAUGUAAUUUCAUGGAACAACAAAGAGCCAUUUAUAGCUAGUGGUGGAGAUGAUGGUUUUCUUCACAUCUGGGAUUUAAGACAAUUCCCAAGCAAUACCCCUAUAGGUACAUUCAAACACCAUACAGCACCUAUCACAUCAGUUGAAUGGCAUUGGUCCGAACCUAGUGUUUUAGCUUCGGCUGGAGAAGACAACCAGGUUGCUCUCUGGGAUUUAGCAGUUGAAAGAGAUGAUGAAGAAGUUGUAGAUGAAGAAUUAAAGAAUCUGCCACCACAACUAUUAUUCAUUCAUCAAGGACAAACUGACAUCAAAGAACUUCACUGGCAUAAACAAAUUCCUGGGGUCAUUGUGACCACUGCACAUACAGGUUUUAAUAUCUUUAAAACUAUUAGUGUAUAAAAAAUAAAAUCAUAAAAAAAGAA
Molecule: messenger RNA, 1490 nt
Organism: Melitaea cinxia (Glanville fritillary)
Lineage: Eukaryota; Metazoa; Arthropoda; Insecta; Lepidoptera; Nymphalidae
Product: glutamate-rich WD repeat-containing protein 1
Exons: 7
Coding region: 118-1467 (449 amino acids)
Molecular function (GO): protein binding
Source: RefSeq, a predicted model, not a curated record